AUGCGGCGCCGCUCCCGGGAACCAGGAAUAACAAUGAGGAGGCAAGUACUGUUUCCCUUCUUGACUUCUUUGUUCUGCUGCGUGCUUUCCGAGCAGGUCCGGUACUCCAUUCCAGAGGAAAUGGAGAAAGGGUCAGUGGUGGGGAAUCUCGCCAAAGAUCUGGGGAUCGGUAUCCGGGUCUUGCCCGCCAGGAAAAUGCGAGUUACUGGGGAGAAGAAAUACUUUUCCGUGGACGCAGACAAUGGGGAUCUGCUGGUCAGUGACAGAAUAGAUCGAGAAUACAUAUGCAGAAAAAAUCAGGCCUGUGAAUUACAGUUGGAAAUAGUAGUGGAAAAUCCCUUAAAUAUCUUCCAUGUGGUUGUGACGAUUCAGGAUAUUAACGAUCACGAGCCUCGAUUCAGUCGAAAUGAAUUAAAUUUAGAAAUCAGUGAGUCUAUACUGCCAGGUACUAGAUUAAUUCUUGAAUCAGCUGACGAUCCAGAUGUUGGGCUCAAUUCUUUGCAAUUUUACCAGAUAAAUUCGAACCCCUAUUUUUCUCUGAGAGUGAAAGAUAAUCCUGAUGGCAGUAAAUAUCCAGAAAUGGUGGUGGAGAAAUCCCUCGAUCGAGAAAUCCAGAAUUCCCUCCACUUAAUCUUGACCGCAGUUGAUGGGGGCGAUCCCAUCCGAAGUAGCACCGCUCAGAUCAGGAUCAGAGUCACGGAUGCUAAUGACAAUCCGCCUGUCUUCAGUCAAGAUGUCUACCGAGCAAGCGUGUCAGAGAACUUGCCCUCUGGAUCCUCGGUACUGCAAGUGACAGCCACGGAUAAAGACGAGGGGGUUAAUGCAGAGAUCACCUUCUCCUUCACAAGCAUCACCAAAGAUGCUUCACACAAGUUUAGACUGGAUCCAACCACUGGAGAAAUCGUUAUUAAGGAGACUCUAGACUUUGAAGAAACAAAGGUAUAUACCAUGGAUGUAGAAGCCAAGGAUGCUGGCUCUCUGGUUGCACAAUGCAAAGUUGUUUUAGAAGUUAGGGAUGAAAAUGACAAUGUUCCCGAAAUAACAUUAACGUCUCUGUCUAAUCCUAUCCCUGAGGACACAGUGCCUGGGACAGUAAUUGCUCUGAUUAAAACAGAUGAUAGAGAUACUGGAGAGAAUGGAGAGAUUGUGUGUGGUAUAGAAGGAACUGUUCCCUUUAAAAUAGAGUCCUCUUCCAGGAAUUACUACAAGUUAUUGACAGAUGGGGCCCUGGAUCGGGAGCAAACCUUGGAAUAUAACAUUACUGUGACAGCCACAGACAAGGGGAAUCCUGCUCUGUCCACCAGCAAAAUAAUUUCCCUGUACAUUGCAGACAUCAAUGACAAUCCCCCCACUUUCCUCCAAACCUCAUAUGUCAUUUAUGUACCUGAGAACAAUCCCUCUGGAGCCUCCAUAGCCCAAAUCUCAGCCACUGACCCAGACCUGGAAAAAAAUGGCCAGGUGUCCUACUCCAUCCUCAGUAGCAACUUACCCUUCCUGCCUCUAUCCUCCUAUGUGUCUGUUAAUGGUAACAGUGGGGACUUAUUUGCUCAGCGUUCCUUUGACUAUGAGCAAGUUCAUACCUUUGAACUGAUUGUGCAGGCCCAGGAUGCAGGUUCUCCCUCCCUCUGUACCAAUGUCACCUUACAAGUGUUUAUCUUGGACAGCAAUGACAAUGCCCCAAACAUCCUCUAUCCACCACUGGACCCCGACAGCUCAGCCCUCUUUGACAUGAUCCCUCGAUCAGCUGAGCCUGGCCAUCUGGUCACCAAGGUGGUGGCAGUGGACGCAGACUCUGGACACAACGCCUGGUUGGCCUACCGCGUGCUGCAGGCCACGGAUCCCGGGCUCUUCAGCCUGGGGCUGCGCACAGGCGAGAUCAGGACUGCGAGGGCUUUGACUGACCGAGAUGCAGCUCGGCACCGCCUUCUGGUCUCCGUGCAGGAUGGAGGCCAGCCCCCUCUGUCGGCCACUGUGGCUCUGCAUCUAGUCUUUGCAGACAGUCUGCAGGAGGCAUUGCCUGAGAUGAAGGAGGAGCGUACAACCACCUCCGAAUCCCAAUCUGAGAUACAGUUUUACUUGGUUGUGGCUCUGGCCCUAAUAUCUCUACUAUUUCUCGUGACUGUGACAUUGGCCAUUGCUCUGCACCUUCAGAGAUCCUCUGAUCCUAGAGUAUGGAGCUGUUUCCGGGGGGAUCUUCACUCUAAAUCUGAACUCAAUAUCCCCCCAAACUACAGUGAAGGAACUUUGCCUUAUUCCUAUAAUCUGUGUGUAGCACCAGAUCCAGGACAUACAGAAUUUAAUUACCUGAAAUCAACUGACCAGUGUCCUCCAGAACUUUUCAACACAAAUAUUGCUUCCAUGUUAUUCAAGAAUAACUUAAAUGGUGAUGUCAAUUGUCAUUCCAACACUCUUGGACAGACCACAGAACCGAAAGGCUCAUUGCUGAUUUUCACGGAGACCCAGAUCAAGAGCCCCAGAGCCUUUCGGACUCCUUCAGUGAAUGUCAAUAUUCCCGAUGUCUUGAGGAAAAACAAGAAUCAGUUCAGAGAUAACCGGAAAAAAUAG
Molecule: messenger RNA, 2565 nt
Organism: Gracilinanus agilis (Agile Gracile Mouse Opossum)
Lineage: Eukaryota; Metazoa; Chordata; Mammalia; Didelphimorphia; Didelphidae
Product: protocadherin gamma-B7-like
Exons: 2
Coding region: 1-2565 (854 amino acids)
Biological process (GO): homophilic cell-cell adhesion
Cellular component (GO): plasma membrane
Molecular function (GO): calcium ion binding
Source: RefSeq, a predicted model, not a curated record